Messenger RNA from Dunckerocampus dactyliophorus (ringed pipefish), 4930 nucleotides. It is a transcript of the gene palld, whose product is annotated as palladin, cytoskeletal associated protein. The record is from RefSeq and is a predicted model, not a curated record. Gene Ontology annotation, cellular component: plasma membrane; axon. Bases 149 to 4396 code for a protein of 1415 amino acids. Gene Ontology annotation, biological process: dendrite self-avoidance; axon guidance; homophilic cell-cell adhesion. Gene Ontology annotation, molecular function: cell-cell adhesion mediator activity. The transcript has 22 exons. Lineage: Eukaryota; Metazoa; Chordata; Actinopteri; Syngnathiformes; Syngnathidae.
CCUGAACCUGAGAGGUGGUCUUGCUGAACCUUCCGACCAAUAGGGGAGAGAAGCUUCAUUUUUGGAUCAUUCCUGCUGAACGAAGGAGGUGAAAAAGUGGACCAGUGACAGCAGCAGAAGGCAUUUGGACAAAAAGCUCAACUGAAGAAUGCAGGACGGGAGUUGGAACCAGCCACUCCCCGUCUCUCUGCUGCUCAAGGACCCGGCAGGAGGCGACGUUGCUGCCGCUAAAGAGGGCAACGGUGCCAUGUUCACUGAUGGUGCAGACCUGCGGGCUGAGCUAGAGGCCAGCGACAGUGACUUUGCCGACCUCAACGCUUUCCUGAACGCCGAGGAGAUCAACCGCAGCUUGGACCUGGCCUGGGAGGCCUUUGGUGACAUGCCAGACGAUCAACAUCCUCCUAUUUGCCAGGAGCAGGACCUCCAACAGACAUCUUCAGAUAAUCUUGAAAGCCUCACCUCAGCCCAGCAAAGUAACCUCCCCUGCGCAGAUGACAUUGCUGCUGUUAACCAGAACAAACCACCUGGAGAGUCUCCACCCUCUCCUGAGAAGGUCACCUGCCACAAGCCCGCCUGGCCCGUUUACAAGCAGGAUAAACCUCGGCUAGUUCACGAAGGCUUGGAGCUCAAUGACCGCACGUCUUCGGCCACCGAGUUCUGCAGCCGGGCCGCCACCUUCAUCGAGGAGCUCUCGUCCAUCUUCAAAGGUUCAGUGCAUGUGGAGCAGGAGUCGGCCUCCCCCGAUAGUGGAUAUGUGUUUCUUGGGAGCCAGCGGCCAGCAGCCCCUGCCGCCUCCUCUUCACCAGGCCGGCCAGAGCAGAUCAAGCACCACCAAGCGGACGCAGACGCUCCACGGGAAGGCUCGCAGGCCGCGGCGCCUGCUUCUCAAGAGAACCAACACACUGGAGUUCUGUCCACACCUGAACCUCUGUCACCUCCAUGCUUCAUCCAGAAGCUGAAGAGUCAGGAGGUGGCAGAGGGGAGCCCCAUUCGUCUGGAAUGUAGAGUCAGCGGGAACCCACUGCCACUCAUCAGGUGGUUCUGCGAAGGACGCGAGCUGCACGACUCCCCCGACAUCCAGAUCUGGAGGGACGAUGACCUGCACACUCUGGUGAUUGCCGAAGCCUUCGAGGACGACACCGGACGUUACACCUGCGUGGCCUCCAACAGCCUCGGUGCGGACAACACCUCCGCUGAAGUUUACAUCGAAGGAGCUUCAUCAUCAGACUCAGACGGAGAAAGAGCAUCGUCAAAGUCAAGAUCCGGAAGCAUGCCUCAAUUGCAGAAGAAAAGCACUUCCAUGUCCCUGACAAUACGCUCGUCAUCGCCCAAGACGCCUGAGGUCCCGCCUCAUCGCUCCACGCUGGUCCAGGCGCUGUCGCAGCCUCUGCAGCGGAUGCAGAGCCCAGUGUCAUCGCUGUGCAGCGUCGAUGUUUCAGGUCCACCUGUAGUCACUAAAGUGUUGCAGGAUGCCCAGGCAUCUGAGGGUCAAGUGGUGGUCUUGGAGUGCAGGGUCCGUGGAGGCCCACCUCUGCAGGUCAGGUGGUACCGCCAAGGUGAGGAGAUCCUAGACUCCCCGGAUUUUCGUAUUCUCCAGAAAAAGCCUCGAUCCGCAGCGGAGCAAGAGGAGAUCUGCACCCUGGUGAUUGCCGAGGCCUUUCCGGAAGACGGAGGUCUGUUCUGCUGCGCCGCCUCGAACUCGUAUGGCUCUGUUCAGAGCGCAGCCCAGCUCACCAUCUCUGCAGGAUUGGAGGACUCGUCCAGUAACGGCGUGCCUGGAGAUAACUCAGGGUUUGAUGAUGUGACGGCCUUCCCACCACCUCCCCUUAGAGACUUAGAGAUCAGUCUCCUGGAGCUGCCACCCAAGAAGCUUCCUCAGCCUGCUACUGAACCUCUUCAUGUCAAAGACUUAGAGUCGUGGCCCACCAUGUCAGCAUCACCUCCGGCCUCCAAGGAAAAACACAAGCAGAAAAGUUACAUGCCAAACGGACAACCCGCGAGACCACCGUCUCCUUCCAGUCCACCUGCAGAGAUCACGCCUCCCCCACCUCCUCCUCUGCCGCUUCCUCCUCCACUUCCGUCCCAAAUCUCACCUCCCACUCCUGGCAGUUUGUCUCCAUCCCCUGGGACAGAGGGCCCCCUGCUUCCUACCAAGCCCAAACCUAAGCUGAAUGCAUCUCAGCUGAAGCAGCUUCAGGAGCAGAUUCUUCUGGAGCAGCAGGAAGCGGCCAUUUGGCAGCAGCAGCAAAACCAGGAAGUGGUGCCUCCUCCACAGGAAGCUGUCCCAGCAGAUUCCCCGUCCCCGUCCCCGCCUCUCCCCCCUCCACCCUCCUUCCAGGAGCUGGAGAGCACCGCAGGCAUGCAGGCUACCACCUUCAACUAUGCCCGGCCCAAACAAUUCAUCGCUGCCCAGAGCCCGGCAGGGGGUGGCGGUGGCGGGUUUGUCACCCAGUCCUCAGGCUCCUCGGGUUCCAGCCUGUCCUCCCCCCUGUCCCCACCCGCUUCACAUAAACCCUUCAACAAGAUCGUUGUGCCACCGUUCACCGAGUCGGGCAGCGUGGACUCGCCAAGCUCACCUUCCUUCCCACCCCCGCCGCCACCGUUCUUUGCUUCCAGCAACCUGUCAUCACCAUCGGGCAGCGCCCACGACUUCCCUCCUCCACCACCACCGCCUCCACCUCCACCCGUGUCAAUGUCCUCCGUCCUCCCUGACAUAUCCACACCAUUGUCCUUCGUCCCUUCAUCUCCAGCCUCCAGCUUCCUGUCAUCAGUGUUGCUGGCCACGCCCCCUACACCUAGGGGUCCUGCGGUCAACGCUCUGGGUCUUCCCAAAGGGAACAGCACUGUAAAAGUCUUCCCCAAGAAGUCACCCACCGCCCGCACGCCUCGCCUCAGCUCAGACUCAGACAUCCAGGGCUCCAAAGACGCUGUCAUCCAGGACUUGGAGAGGAAACUGCGCUUUAAAGAGGAGCGCAUGAGCAACGGGCAACAGAGGCUAACCUAUGAAGAGAAGAUGGCUCGCAGGCUGCUGGGAGCCGACAACGCCGCCACGGUGUUAAAGACGCAGGACGCCCAGGAGGAGCCCGUCACACAGGCAUACAAGUCAUCUGAUAGAGAACGUUUCCCCCAAAAGGAGUAUAAAGUGUCCAGUUUUGAGCAGCGUCUCAUCAGCGAGAUUGAGUUCCGCCUAGAGCGUUCGCCGGUUGAGGAGUCAGAUGAGGAUGUUCAGCACGACCCGGACUCGGUGGGCCAGGGGGGCAGGGUGCCCUCCUUUGACCAGAAGCUCAAACAUUACAAAGUCUUUGAAGGCAUGCCCGUCACCUUCAUCUGCAAGGUCGCCGGAGACCCCAAACCUAAGGUGUACUGGUUCAAAGACGGCAAGCAGAUCUCCAAGUGGAGCGAGCACUACCGCAUCAGCCGUGGAACAGACGGCACGUGCACACUGCACACGGCGGCUGCCUCGUUGGAUGAUGACGGCAACUACACCAUCAUGGCAGGCAACCCCGAGGGCCGGGUGAGCUGCACAGGCAGGAUGAUGGUACAGGCUGUGAACCAGCGAGGCCGCAGCCAGCGCUCGACGCCAGGACACAUGCGCAGGCCCAGGUCCAGGUCCAGAGACAGCGGCGAUGAAAAUGACAUCCAGGAGCGUCACUUCCGUCCGCACUUCCUGCAGGCGCCUGGCGACCUCAUUGUGCAGGAGGGACGACUGUGUCGCAUGGACUGCAAGGUGAGCGGUUUGCCCACCCCCGACCUCGUCUGGCAGCUUAACGAACAAACCAUCCGACCAGACUCCGCCCACAAGAUGCUGGUCCGCGAAAACGGUGUGCACUCGCUGGUCAUCGAACCCGUGACUGGUCGCGACGCUGGCAUCUACACCUGCAUCGCCAGCAACCGUGCCGGACAAAACUCCUUCAACCUGGAGCUCAUCGUAGCAGCCAAAGAGAUGCACAAGGUGCCAUCCUUUGUGGAGAAGCUGCAGAACACCAGCGUGGCGGAGGGCCACCCGGUGCGGCUGGAAUGUCGCGUCAUCGGCGUUCCGGCCCCCCAGAUCUUCUGGAAAAGGGAAAAUGAAUCACUCACUCACAACACAGACAGAAUUAGCAUGCACCAGGACAACUGUGGCUACUUGUGCAUGAUCAUCCAGCCCGCCACCAAAGAGGACGCCGGCUGGUACACGGUGUCGGCCAAGAACGAGGCGGGGAUCGUGUCCAGCACCGCGCGCCUUGAUGUAUAUGCCCAGUGGCAGCAACCCAACCUCACCAAGCCCAAGAAGGUGCGUCCGGCUACCAGCCGCUACGCUGUGCUGACCGAGAGAGGCCUGGACGUGAAGGCCGCCUUCUUCCCCGACAGCAGCCCGCUGCCGCCCGGUAGCUUGGUGGAGAGCGACGACCUGUAGUGACUGUUUGUGGAUUUAAAGAAAGACCAUUCUGCUUUUAGUGACUGGAAAGUGUAAGCGUUCAAGUAGCAGGACUCAGGGAGGCAGGGCUUAGUGGAGAGGAUGACAGUGAGCGAUGAAUGAAGAGAAAGAAGCAUUACAGUAAGUGUGCUUUUAAUUACGAGUGACAUUUGUUGUUUUUCUGGUUCUAAAAAGAUGGACUGGAGAUUCUGCUUUCACAGUCUUUUUUCCUCACUCACGCACACACAAAAUGUCCAGUUUAUUUUUAUAUUAAAGAAAUACUAUUGACCCCUACCUGACAUUAUGGUCUUUUAAUCGUAUCAAACUAUAUUCUUAACCUUUCAAUCACUUUUUAGGCCUUAAAAAAUGUGCAUUUAACUUGUGCCAAGGCUCAUUUAGCUGGAUGAUUAUGCUUUAAUCCAUCAUCUGACAACUCAUGUGUGUUAUCAUGCCAACCCAUGUCUGUAUAUGGAUUGUUCUCCACAUAUUACCAUCUUCAAAUUUUAGGUUAUUAAAGUUUUAAUAAAGAAUGUA